AUGUUUGGAAACGUAUGCUGGGUCGUGGAGUACGCCGUCGCUAUGCUGGGUCGUGAAGUCGUGAAUCGCAUGAACCGAGAAAAACUGGAAAGGCAUCGUAGAGGCCCGGGGGGUUUUCGAGCGGAGACGGAGAUGGAGGUAUUCGACGAAGCGGAGGAACGACAUUGCCGGACUCGUCGGGCGGAUGCGAAGAUGUGA
This is a messenger RNA of Letharia columbiana, 198 nucleotides long. RefSeq lists its product as uncharacterized. The record is from RefSeq and is a predicted model, not a curated record. Bases 1 to 198 code for a protein of 65 amino acids. NCBI's taxonomy places the organism in Eukaryota, Fungi, Ascomycota, Lecanoromycetes, Lecanorales, Parmeliaceae. The transcript has a single exon.